Molecule: messenger RNA, 4140 nt
Organism: Gavia stellata (red-throated loon)
Lineage: Eukaryota; Metazoa; Chordata; Aves; Gaviiformes; Gaviidae
Gene: IPO9
Product: importin 9
Exons: 24
Coding region: 1-3147 (1048 amino acids)
Biological process (GO): protein import into nucleus
Cellular component (GO): cytosol; nuclear envelope
Molecular function (GO): small GTPase binding
Source: RefSeq, a predicted model, not a curated record
AUGGCGGGCGCGGCGGCAGCGGGAGGAGGCGGCAGCAGCGGCGGUGGGCCGGGACCGGGGCCGGGGCCGGGGCCGGUGGCGCAGGGGUUGAAGGAGGCGCUGGUGGAGACGCUGACGGGGAUCCUGUGCCCGGUGCAGGCGGUGCGCGCCGCCGCUGAGGAGCAGGUGAAGGUGCUGGAGGUGACGGAGGAAUUUGGUGUUCAUUUAGCAGAACUGACUGUAGAUCCCCAGGGAGCUCUGGCCAUCCGUCAGCUAGCAUCUGUCAUUUUGAAACAGUAUGUGGAAACUCACUGGUGUUCUCAGUCAGAAAAGUUUAGACCUCCAGAGACCACAGAAAGGGCAAAAGUUGCUAUUAGGGAGCUCCUACCCAAUGGGCUGAGAGAAUCGAUCAGCAAAGUGCGCUCGAGUGUUGCUUAUGCUGUUUCAGCAAUAGCCCAUUGGGACUGGCCUGAAGCCUGGCCUGAGCUUUUCAAUCUCUUGAUGGAGAUGCUGGUUAGUGGAGAUGUGAAUGCGGUCCAUGGAGCCAUGAGGGUGCUUACAGAGUUUACACGGGAAGUGACAGACACGCAGAUGCCACUUGUUGCUCCUGUUAUUCUUCCAGAGAUGUACAAAAUUUUCACAAUGGCAGAGGUGUAUGGUAUUCGCACAAGGUCACGUGCAGUGGAGAUAUUUACCACGUGUGCCCAUAUGAUCUGUAACAUGGAGGAAUUGGAAAAGGGUGCGGCCAAAGUCCUGAUUUUUCCUGUGGUGCAGCAGUUCACAGAGGCCUUUGUUCAGGCCCUGCAAAUUCCUGAUGGACCUACAUCAGACAGCGGGUUUAAGAUGGAAGUCUUAAAGGCUGUGACAGCACUUGUGAAAAACUAUCCGAAGCACAUGGUUUCGUCAAUGCAGCAGAUCCUGCCCAUUGUUUGGAAUACCCUUACAGAAAGUGCCGCCUUUUAUGUGAGAACAGAAGUAAAUUACACAGAAGAGGUGGAGGACCCUGUGGAUUCUGAUGGUGAAGUAUUGGGCUUUGAAAAUCUGGUGUUCAGCAUAUUUGAAUUUGUUCAUGCCUUGCUGGAAAACAACAAAUUUAAGAGCACAGUGAAGAAGGCUUUGCCAGAGCUGAUCUAUUACAUCCUCCUUUAUAUGCAGAUCACAGAGGAGCAGAUAAAAGUUUGGACCGCAAAUCCACAACAAUUUGUGGAGGAUGAAGACGAUGAUACUUUUUCCUAUACAGUGAGGAUUGCUGCACAGGAUCUGUUGCUGGCUGUGGCUGCUGAUUUCCAGAAUGAGAGUGCAACUGCUUUGGCUGCAGCAGCUACAAGACAUUUACAAGAAGCUGAGCAGGCUAAAACCAACGGUGCUGAGCACUGGUGGAAAAUACAUGAAGCUUGUAUGCUGGCCCUGGGCUCUGUGAAGUCUAUUAUUACAGACAGUGUGAAGAAUGGUAGAAUACAUUUUGAUAUGCAUGGCUUCCUGACAAAUGUUGUUCUUGCAGACCUCAACCUUUCAGUAUCUCCUUUUCUCCUGGGUCGUGCUCUGUGGGCCGCCAGCCGUUUUACAGUGGCUAUGUCUCCAGAACUAAUCCAGCAGUUCCUGCAAGCUACUGUCAGUGGUCUACACGAAACCCAGCCUCCUUCUGUCCGAAUCUCUGCAGUCAGAGCUAUCUGGGGCUAUUGUGACCAACUGAAGAUCUCAGAGAGCACCCAUGUGUUGCAGCCUUUCCUUCCUAGUAUUCUUGAUGGACUGAUCCACUUGGCAACUCAGUUCAGUUCAGAGGUCCUAAACCUUGUGAUGGAGACGCUGUGCAUUGUCUGUACGGUAGACGCAGCAUUUACAGCAAGCGUGGAGAACAAAAUCUGCCCCUUCACGAUUGCAAUAUUUCUGAAGUACAGUAAUGAUCCAGUUGUUGCUUCUCUUGCCCAAGAUAUCUUUAAGGAGCUAGCUCAGAUAGAAGCCUGCCAGGGUCCAAUGCAGAUGAGGCUAAUACCAACUCUUGUCAGCAUCAUGCAGGCCCCUGCUGACAAGAUCCCAGCAGGACUUUGUGCAACUUCUAUUGAUAUAUUGACCACAGUUGUGAGGAAUACAAAACCUCCUCUGUCCCAGCUCCUGAUCUGCCAAGCAUUCCCUGCAGUGGCUCAGUGCAGCUUGAACACAGAUGACAAUGCUACUAUGCAGAAUGGUGGCGAGUGUCUGCGUGCAUACGUCUCGGUGGCGUUGGAGCAAAUUGCACAAUGGCAUGAUGAGCAAGGCCACAAUGGACUGUGGUAUGUGAUGCAGGUGGUGAGCCAGCUUCUAGAUCCAAGGACCUCAGAAUUCACCGCUGCCUUUGUGGGCAGGCUGGUCUCCACUUUAAUUUCGAAAGCAGGAAGUGAGCUGGGAGAGAAUCUGGACCAGAUCCUGAGAGCUAUCCUGAGCAAAAUGCAACAAGCGGAGACGCUCAGUGUAAUGCAGUCCUUGAUUAUGGUGUUUGCUCACUUGGUUCACUCACAACUGGAACCACUCCUAGAGUUCCUGUGUAGUCUCCCCGGACCAACUGGCAAGCCUGCCUUGGAGUUUGUAAUGGCUGAAUGGAUGAGCCGGCAGCACUUGUUCUAUGGGCAAUACGAAGGCAAAGUCAGCUCUGUAGCAUUGUGUAAACUUCUUCAGUAUGGCAUCAACACAGAUGACAAGCGACUUCAGGACAUUAGGGUAAAGGGAGAAGAAAUAUUUAAUAUGGAUGAGGGAAUACGGACACGGUCAAAGUCGGCCAAAAAUCCUGAACGCUGGACAAACAUUCCUUUGUUAGUAAAAAUCUUAAAAUUAAUAAUAAAUGAACUCUCUAAUGCGAUGGAAGCAAAUGCAUCUAGACAGACAACUGCAGAUUGGAGCCAAGAUGAUUCCAAUGAUAUGUGGGAGGAUCAGGAAGAGGAUGAGGAUGAAGAUGAAGGCUUAGCAGGACAGUUCUUAUCAGAUAUUCUUUCCACAAACAAGUAUGAUGAGGAUUAUUAUGAAGAUGAUGAAGAGGACGAUCCAGAUGCAUUAAAGGACCCUCUUUACCAAAUAGAUCUCCAGGCCUAUCUCACCGACUUCCUCUGUCAGUUUGCACAGCAGCCCUGCUAUGCGAUGUUUUCAGACCACCUCAAUGAGAACGAAAAGCGAGUGUUACAGGCCAUUGGUAUAUAAACGCACUCAAGAGACCAUCCCGAUCAUAUCUGAACAAUUUUUUUUUUGGCUUAUUCCACGUUUUAUGAUUAAACAUAAAACAUUUUCCAGUGUCUACCUGCUUGUUACAGGUGGAUGAUGGCCUCGUUGCGAUGUAUUGAGCCUCAUCUUACCGUGAAUCUGCUAAGGGAAGGAAUACUAAGAAAACAGCAAGGACAGAAGUCUGUAGAGCUUUGCACAUUGGUCUCACCAUGGGAGCACUUUCAUUUUCCACAGUAACUUUCCAGGAAGUUCUUAAAGAUAAAAAAAAAUAAUGUGUCCUUAAUAUUUUUAAAAGCAAACUGUCUCUACCUGUGAAGAGGCACUUAACUGAGUUUCCCACAGCACAGUUGGACAGAGAAAGGAAUUGGGUCACUUACAGAUUGCUUGGAUGUAUCUUGAGAAAUUGGAAGGUUUCUUCGCGCUUGCAUAACACAUACAGGGUAAAUAUCUUGAUCUUACAGCGUGACUUCUUUUUAUAGAACUGUAGCCUCUCUUACCUGGGAUGCCAGAAUGGUAUGGAACCUGUUUACAGGAGUUUGGAUGGGAAGCUGAGACAAUAAAACUGAAUGCAUAUCUUCUUUCCUGUUGUGGAUGGGGCUUUGUCGCUCACAUCUGCUGUCUAGUCCCAUGGGAGCAGUUCUUUACUAAUGCUUUUGUGUGCACAUGCUCAAAGGAAGCUACCACUUAAAUUUCUGUUCCUGUGGCAUGUGGCUACUAAAGACUUUGGUUUUACAGAACAGAAGGAGCCACAAUUUUUAGGGAAAAAAAACCUGAUUGUAUUUAACAUAUUUGCUCCAUGACAGCCACUCUGAACAACUUUGCUUCCUUCACACUCCUGUGUGUAUUUUUAUAGAGUGGUAAAAUAACAUUUGCAAAUUGAUUUACCCAUAAGAACAGCGUGAUGUAUCUCACAACACCUCUCUGCCUUUGGUUCCCCCUUGGGGAAAAUGAAAAUAAAACUAUUAAAAUGUA